CCGUGUUUGGUGAAUCAGCUUGUACCGUGCCGAGUUUUAGGAGCAACAGUUUUCGUUGAUCGUUGUUGAUAUUUACGCGAUAUUUGAUAUCCGGUGUGGUUGUAAAAUUUUUCGUGCGUCCACAAAUCGGCUAUUUUCCGAAAAAGAAAGUAGAGGAAAGAAAGGUUAGAAAUUAGUCGAGGAUCUGUCAGCCUUAUCUCGAUUUCGUUUUGCGAGGUUCGAGUCGAACGGUUGUGAAUUUCGAUCGAGAAUUUGGCGGCAAUCUUAGCUCGUGGAGACGAAAAAUCGAAAUAGAAUCGUAAUAGAGUGACGUGUUGGUAUCGAUCGAAGAUCAGAAGCAGACAAGACGACAGGCAGCAGACUCUACUCGGAUCUUAAUUUCCCGGACCUGAAUUUCCGAUAAGGCGAUCGUCUUUCACCGAGAUGGCCGACAAGAACGAAUGGGACUACUCUGUCCAAAAUGGACCAAGCACGUGGAUGUCGAAGUUUCCAAUGGCGGCAGGAUCGAGGCAAAGCCCGGUAAAUAUCGAGACCAAUCGGGUAGAAUCUGAUCAUGAAGCUCUGAGUAGCAAACCCCUGCGUUGGAAGUAUCCGGCGACCGCUUCCCGGAUGCUCGUUAAUCCCGGUUAUUGCUGGCGGAUGGACACCGAUGGCGAAGGCACAUUUUUGAGUGGAGGACCGUUGAUGGACGAUGUGUACAAGCUGGAACAGUAUCACUGUCACUGGGGAUGCAGCGAUUCUAGAGGAUCGGAGCACACUGUGAAUGGACAGGCCUUUGCUGGAGAGCUACAUCUGGUGCACUGGAACACCAGCAAAUACAACACCUUCGCUGAAGCUGCAAAAGCGUCCGAUGGCCUUGCGGUUCUCGGAGUGUUCCUCAAGGUGGGCAAAACUCACGUGGAAAUGGAGAAAAUAGCUCGUCUGUUGCCAUACGUGUCGCACAAGAACGAAGUCGUAGAAAUCAGGGAACAAAUCGAUCCCAGCAAACUCCUUCCUGAUGAUAAUGGUUAUUGGACGUAUCUGGGAUCGUUAACUACGCCGCCGUGUAACGAGAGCGUUACAUGGAUCCUGUUCAAGAAGUGCAUCGAGGUUUCUCAUCAUCAGCUGAACAUCUUCCGCAAUCUGCGGAAAUUCUCCCGCGGUGAAGAGUGCCCCUGUCAUGAGAAUCAUGGGGCAGUAAUCAACAACUUCCGUCCGCCGAUGCCGCUUGGAAAUCGCGUGCUGCGCGAGUGCGGCAGCUUCUGAGCUCGU
Messenger RNA from Habropoda laboriosa, 1251 nucleotides. It is a transcript of the gene CAH1, whose product is annotated as carbonic anhydrase 2-like. Gene Ontology annotation, cellular component: cytoplasm. NCBI's taxonomy places the organism in Eukaryota, Metazoa, Arthropoda, Insecta, Hymenoptera, Apidae. Gene Ontology annotation, molecular function: zinc ion binding; carbonate dehydratase activity. The coding region runs from base 424 to 1245 and encodes 273 amino acids. The transcript has 7 exons. The record is from RefSeq and is a predicted model, not a curated record.